UGCCUGUGUUCACCUCUUGUGAAGACUUAGAAACACACAACUACAGUUUUGAAUCUCUAAAGUGUUUCAGGAUGUAAAUGCAGUCUGACCUUUCCCUGAUGGACAGUUAAAUCAUGGACAUGCUAAACAAUUUACUUUGGACUGCCCUUCCAAACCAUGCUUUGGAUUCUGUCUUGAAUGCUCACUAAGCAUUUGGAGCUGACAAGGAAAAGAAAGAACUGUGAACUGGCAAGUUAUCUUACAAUGAAAAUUACGAGCACAUCUUGCAUCUGUCCAGUCCUCGUGUGUCUCUGUUUUGUGCAGAGGUGUUAUGGAACUGCUCACCACAGCUCCGUCAAGGUGACCAGGAACCAAACCAAACACAUUGAAGGAGAAACCGAAGUCCACCAUCGUCCCAAAAGGGGAUGGGUUUGGAAUCAGUUCUUUGUUUUAGAAGAACAUAUGGGACCAGAUCCACAAUACGUUGGAAAGCUGCACUCCAAUUCUGACAAAGGUGAUGGGUCUGUCAAGUACAUCCUCACUGGAGAAGGUGCUGGGACCAUAUUUAUCAUUGAUGAUACCACAGGUGACAUCCACUCAACAAAAAGCCUAGAUAGAGAGCAGAAGACCCACUAUGUGCUUCAUGCCCAGGCUAUUGACAGACGGACAAACAAGCCUCUUGAACCGGAGUCCGAGUUCAUCAUCAAAGUGCAAGAUAUCAAUGACAAUGCCCCAAAGUUUACAGACGGACCGUAUAUUGUGACUGUGCCUGAGAUGUCCGAUAUGGGUACCUCUGUUCUACAGGUGACAGCUACUGAUGCGGAUGACCCCACCUACGGGAACAGCGCACGGGUGGUCUACAGCAUUCUCCAAGGACAGCCCUACUUCUCCGUAGAUCCUAAAACAGGAGUUAUUAGAACUGCCUUACAUAACAUGGACAGAGAAGCCAGAGAACACUACUCAGUGGUCAUUCAAGCCAAAGACAUGGCUGGGCAAGUUGGAGGGCUUUCGGGGUCGACAACAGUGAACAUCACCCUGACAGACGUCAACGACAAUCCCCCACGGUUUCCUCAGAAGCACUAUCAGCUGUAUGUUCCUGAGUCAGCUCAAGUUGGUUCUGCUGUUGGGAAAAUCAAGGCAAAUGAUGCAGAUACUGGUUCAAAUGCUGACAUGACAUACUCCAUCAUUAAUGGUGAUGGUAUUGGGAUAUUCACCAUCUCUACUGACAAAGAGACCAGAGAAGGGAUCCUGUUCUUAAAGAAGCCACUGAACUAUGAGAAAAAGAAGUCCUACACCCUCAACAUAGAAGGAGCAAAUACACAUCUCGAUUUCCGCUUCUCUCACCUGGGCCCUUUUAAAGACGCUACCAUGCUAAAGAUCAUUGUUGGUGACGUGAAUGAACCACCACUCUUCUCCAUGCCUUCCUACAUCAUGGAAGUCUACGAGAAUGCCAAGGUUGGAACUGUGGUUGGCGCAGUUUUGGCACAAGAUCCCGACAGUGCUAACAGUUUAGUGAGAUAUUUCAUUGACUACAAUGAUGAAGAUGACAGAUUUUUCAAUAUCGAUGCCAACACUGGGUCUAUUAAGACUACGAAGGUUCUUGAUAGAGAAGAAACUCCCUGGUACAACAUCACAGUGGCUGCUUCAGAAAAUGACAAUCCUGGUUUGCUGAGCCAUGUCACAGUGGGUAUUAAAAUUCUGGAUGUCAAUGACAAUCCACCUGAACUUGCCAGGGAAUAUGAUAUCGUUGUCUGUGAAAAUUCUAAGCCUGGCCAGGUUAUUCAUACCAUCAGUGCCACUGAUAAAGAUGAUUUUGCCAAUGGACCAAGGUUUAACUUCUUUCUUGAUGAACACCUGUCUCUAAACCCAAACUUCACCCUAAGGGACAAUGAAGAUAACACAGCCAGCAUUCUGACCAGGCGGAGGAGAUUUAGUCGCACUAUGCAGGAUGUGUAUUAUCUCCCCAUUAUGGUCUCUGAUGGUGGAAUCCCCUCUCUCAGCAGCAGCAGCACCCUCACCAUCAGGGUUUGUGCGUGCGAGAGAGACGGGCGCGUGCGGACCUGCCAUGCUGAAGCCUUCCUGUCCUCGGCUGGUUUGAGCACAGGAGCCUUAAUCGCUAUUCUUCUGUGUGUUCUCAUUCUCCUAGCAAUUGUAGUACUUUUUAUCACCCUGAGACGUAGCAAGAAAGAGCCCCUGAUCAUCUCAGAGGAGGAUGUGCGCGAGAACGUGGUCACCUAUGAUGAUGAAGGUGGCGGGGAAGAAGACACGGAGGCCUUUGACAUCACAGCCUUGAGGAAUCCGUCUGCAGCUGAGGAGCUCAAAUACCGGAGAGAUAUCAGACCUGAAGUGAAACUCACCCCCAGACACCAGACACUGUCCACCCUGGAGAGUAUAGAUGUUCAGGAAUUUAUUAAGCAAAGACUGGCAGAAGCUGACCUGGACCCCAGUGUCCCCCCUUAUGACUCGCUUCAGACUUACGCCUAUGAGGGUCAGCGAUCGGAAGCUGGGUCCAUCAGCUCUCUGGAUUCAGCCACAACACAAUCAGACCAAGAUUAUCACUACCUUGGAGACUGGGGGCCGGAGUUUAAAAAGUUAGCUGAACUCUAUGGAGAAAUAGAAUCUGAAAGAACAACUUAGGGGGUCAAUUCUUGCGACAUUCUAGAAUUUCCUUCCUGAGCAAGUGAAGACGUAACCUCAGCCAUGACAAGGAAGAAGUGUGGCAACAGUAUGUGAAACUGAGCAAGCUGUAUGCAGCCACUGUAGAAACAAGUGCCCUUUUCAUGAUCGAAACUGGGUUAUUUCAUUGAAAGAAAGUUAAAAAAAAAAAAAGAAA
Artibeus jamaicensis (Jamaican fruit-eating bat) is the source of this 2812-nucleotide messenger RNA. It is a transcript of the gene CDH18, whose product is annotated as cadherin 18. The coding region runs from base 178 to 2616 and encodes 812 amino acids. The transcript is spliced from 11 exons. The record is from RefSeq and is a predicted model, not a curated record. NCBI's taxonomy places the organism in Eukaryota, Metazoa, Chordata, Mammalia, Chiroptera, Phyllostomidae. Gene Ontology annotation, molecular function: calcium ion binding; cadherin binding. Gene Ontology annotation, biological process: multicellular organism development; calcium-dependent cell-cell adhesion; adherens junction organization. Gene Ontology annotation, cellular component: plasma membrane; catenin complex; adherens junction.